CAUCCCUGGCCCCAGCCCCUCUGGAAAGAGAAGUACCCCUUCGUCGUCGUCUCGCGUGUUCUUCUCCUCCCCUCCCUCCCCGGAUUCGUAUCCCUACCCGCUGUCUGGUUCGAUCCAAUUUGUUCUUCUCCCCCGCGCAGUCUGCUGCGUCCGACGGCGACGGGCCACGGCGCGCAUGCCCUGCCGGCACCGGCACCGGCACCGGAGCGGCGCGAAUUGAUUCCCUCUCAUGUUGGCAUAGGUAAGGAACCCUAGCUCCACUGGCUGGAUUUUGGAGCGGAUUUCGGAGCCAUGAGCUCGUAUUGUUUCCGAGGAUCUCCGUUGAGGGGGCUAGGGUUUGCCGCAACCGUGCUUUCUACCACCGUCCGUCUUCCCCGAUUUGGUUGCUGCGUGUUACCCUGCUAACCAGGACACACCCGUUGGCUCACUAGGUUGUCAGAAAUCAUCAGCAGGGGAAAAAAUGGUUCAGCUCUUUCUGCAAGUGCCGGCAGACGACGGCAGUGUUGAUACAGAUGCUGUGAGAGCGAGGAGGUCUCUUCUGGACAAGGCUGAGUCGGUGAUCAAGUCGGUUGUAAGGUCCGGAGGCCGGUAUGAGGCUCGGAUGUGGCUGUGCAGUACCGUCUCGUCGGUUCAUCUGCUCGAUCCGCGUGACCAGCGUGACCUCUUCCUCGAUCUCCUGGAGAUGAAGGAUUCGAGGCGCGACGUUGCCGCUCGCCUGCUGCGGAUGAUUUUCGAUAAGAAGCCUGAGAAGGCCGGCUCUGUUUUAGCGAAGAAGUGUCAUAUGCUGGAGAAGUUCUUCCAAGGAAACCCUGAGCGGAUACUGCAAUGGUUUAGCCACUUUGCUGCUACUGGGGAGUCAGCACACAAAAAGGGUGCUCGGGCACUUGCUCAGUUUGCAUUUGUGAAUCGUGAUGUUUGCUGGGAGGAGCUUGAGUGGAAAGGCAGGCAUGGUCAGUCUCCUGCUGUUGUUGCUACUAAGCCUCAUUACUUUCGUGAUCUUGAUGUUCUCCAGACAGUGGAAAAUUUCCUUGAAUAUGUCCCAGACUUCUGGUCUUCAGAAGAGCUUGCUGAUUCUGUCAAAGAUGGUGAAAUACUGCAAAUUGAUACAGAAUAUUUUGUAGAUCAAUUUGUCUAUUUGAUGUAUGAGGGGAAUUUCAAAGAUAUGUGGCAAGUAGUUGAAGAUUUUCUGAUGGAGGAGCAGUUUUCCACUCUGUCUCAGUAUAUUCUUAUUCAUCUAGACGAACAAAGGCUUCUUCGUUUCUUAAAAACAUUAGGGAAGCUCAUCAGUCCGAAUGCACAGUGCACAAAGUUAGCAUUCCCAUGCUGCUGGGUUGAGGUUCUUUUGUCGGCACAUAUUGAUCAGAUAUCUCUUGACGAACUUAUCCUAUUGAACUGUGUCAUUGCCAAGGGUAGACAACUUUGGCACCUCAUGAACGACGAAGAACACGAGGAAGAACGAGGGAGAAUGGACGAGCUUGUGAGGACCAUGAAUGACUUGACUGAUGCUGAUCACUUUGCUCUCAUAAAGGAUUUCAUGGGUACAAAGUUUCCUGAUGCACUUAAGUGGAUAGGCAUCCAGUCCUGGGUAAUUUUCUGUGGUUUGUCAAAAUUAUGCAAAUCAGCUGAUUCUUGUGAAUCUCUGUUCACUGGUAACAGCAUAGAAUUUCGCAAGGCUUAUGAUUACUCAUUGGUUCAAAACGACGGGUACUCAGUUUCACAUACUUCAGAUACUGAUGACAAGGAUCUGACUAGAAGUAGUCAUAAAAAAAGAAAAAGAGAUAAGAAGAGAAGACGGCAUAGAUAUGAUUCCGACGAGGAUAAUGUUGAUCAGCUGCUUGAACUGGGAACUUUCACUGGGAAGAGGGCUAUUGAAUCACAAUGUGGAAGCUGGUACCUGUCAACUGAUGACUUCUCUGCUCCUUGGGACAUUGCUGACAUACCGGAUCACCUUUCUACUUGUUAUCUUAGAGUAUGGCUGAAAUGGGCUUGCUUUAGAUGAUCCUCCUCCUUGUGACGCAUGUGUGGCAAUCAUACUAGCUUCUCUGGUGAAGUAAUCUUUGAACAUGGAGCUGUUUAUACAUGCAUUUUCCCAAAUGGCAUGUGCAAUCUUCAGAUCAUUCAUCCUGAUGAUUCAUGCAUUUUGGAUGUGUUAACUGUAUGAGUUCGCACGAGACCCUAGACCAAAAUGUCUCCUGGAGUUCAUCCGAGUAGGUUGGUGCCAAUGGAAAUUCCGGCUACAUGGACAUGGAAAAUAGCUGUAGUUUUGCCCUGAAACAAGUUUGAAUGCUGUUUUUGAUACUAUUACAGAUCUUAGUGUUGACUACGGGGUAGUACAAACUUAUCUGCAGUUCUUCCGUAAUAUGACCCGGCGAUACAUCGCAGUUUGUAACUGCUCUCGGUUUUUCUGAUUAAACGUAUUCUACGUGCGCAUCAUGAGCACCAGCUAA
Molecule: messenger RNA, 2447 nt
Organism: Triticum aestivum (bread wheat)
Lineage: Eukaryota; Viridiplantae; Streptophyta; Magnoliopsida; Poales; Poaceae
Exons: 5
Coding region: 461-1999 (512 amino acids)
Source: RefSeq, a predicted model, not a curated record